Asterias rubens (European starfish) is the source of this 525-nucleotide messenger RNA. RefSeq names its product histone H1-gamma, late-like. Gene Ontology annotation, cellular component: nucleosome. Bases 1 to 525 code for a protein of 174 amino acids. Gene Ontology annotation, molecular function: DNA binding; structural constituent of chromatin. The transcript has 3 exons. Gene Ontology annotation, biological process: nucleosome assembly. Lineage: Eukaryota; Metazoa; Echinodermata; Asteroidea; Forcipulatida; Asteriidae. The record is from RefSeq and is a predicted model, not a curated record.
AUGACUGCAGUAGUAGGCAUACAGUCGUCGAUCGGUGUGCAGAAGGGAGUUCUUAUCCAGACCAAGGGCAAGGGAGCUUCCGGUUCAUUCAAAUUGGACCCAGCAAAGGACAAGGCCAAGGAACAGGCGGAGAAGGUCAAAGAACGAGCCAAGGCCAAGAAAGAGAAGGAGCAAGCAAAGAAAGCAGAGAUGAAAGCCAAGAAAGCAGAGAAAGCCGCAGCCAAGAAGGAGAAGGCCAAGAAAACCAAGAUAACCAAGAAGAAGACUCCAAAGAAAAUCGUCAAGAAGACACCCACCAAGAAAGUUGCAGCCAAGAAAACAGCAGCCAAGCCAUCAAAGAAAGUCGCCAAGCCCAGCAAAGCCGCAAAGAGUCCAAAGCCAAAGGAUUGCCCAAACAUGAGUGAGGACUUGACGGAUAUAAAGGAUCGAUGUGUCAGGGUUUCCCCUCACAUAUUCUGCCCCCCUGGAACUGCGACUGAGACCCCGAUCACAGUCUGUCUUCUAGAGCUUGGAACGGUAACCUAA